AUGCUUAGCAUUCUGAAGUGGAUUACCAUUCGGGAUGAAUUCAUGGAAGCACUAAGUGAUCCAUACAACGGGAUCACAUGGAUUGAGAAAACUAAGCUACGGCGACAUAGUCGUGAAGCUCUCGGAAAGUGGGUUCUGUCGCAGAUGGCGCGUGCUAAGGUUAAGGAUACACCUGGCGGCUUUUUCUCGUUUAUUGUAGAACCGGCGUCUCAUUCGAAUGAUGAAGGGGUCUAUGACAAGUGUAUCCCAAAGGCUCCUUCAGCUCUUUAUCACGAACAGCUAAUCCGCGAUUUGUCUUUAAAGAGCGAUGGUGCACACAACCUCGCGGUAGUCGGGAGAAUAAGGUUACUACUGAAAGAGUUCGGCCUAUAUGAGCGAUGUUUUGCAGCUUACAAGUCAGUGCAAGAGGAAUUAUCAGGGGUUGAUGUUCGUUCUUCAGAUAUCUAUACCCCAGAUUUCCGGAAAGUGAGCGAAGACAGCAAUUUACGAACUAAUUUUCAAAAGCGCAUCCAAGGUCCGGUCGCGCAAAUAAAUGUUCUGAGGCCAAGGGGUUCGUACACGAGGAGAGGAUACCCUCCCUGCCCAUCGGCAUCAAUCCCAUGGGGUAUGUGGGUCAAGCUUUCUCGCUGCUAUGAAGCAUUUGGAGCCGCUUUCGACAUGCAGUUCUUCUCAUCUUUUUCGCGAGAUCAGUGUUUCACGUACCGCGCCGCAACGGUUACGCUGCGGUACGAAGUUGGGCUUGCGACCGGCUCACUACAGCUAUGUGCGGACGUUUCGCUUAAACAGCAUCUUCAUGCCCGAGGCUACCACGUCGUCGAUCUCUGUGCAUCACCCAUCAAUGCUUAUAUGGAUAUGCCUCAUCUGGGGUCGUUCACCAAGAAGGUUGGUUCGUCGUCUGAUACUACAGUGCCUGCACUCAGUUCAGAAUGUCAUAUCAAUAACAAUGAUAAGAAGAACGUCAUCCUGCCGAAUCGCUUCUGCUCAGCUUUUUAUGAUACGGAUUGCUACUUUGGAAGCAUUGGGAACGCGCUCCAUGUGGACCCAGUCUCCUUGUAUGAUUUGUGUUCGGAAGUAAAUUCACCGCAGAAGCCCCUACUUCUGACAUUAGAUGUACCUUAUGACGAGGAUAUCUGCGAGCUACUUUUUCUAAAGUUAGCCAAAGACAUGGAAAAUACGGGGGAGUUAGAGAGAAGUAAAUUAGCGGUGGACUAUUUGCUAGUUAUCCCACUUUGGUGGGAUGUGCCCAUGCCAAUCAAAAAGCACAUCUUUGUUGAUGACGCUUCAGAAUUGACAAAGGUGGAUGACUCGGUGGCCUCCGAGAUGCAUCAAAAGUUACUCGGUAAGGUUCUUCAAAAGCAUUCCGCGGUGCUCGAGCAGGGGUACCGGGUUACGCAAAACUGGACGGAGGUCCUUGGGGUCGCUGCACGGGGUGUUUCCCAAAGUUCUACGCCAGACAAAGACGCCAUGUGGGCUGUGUUCGAUGGCGUCUUUAUUGGGAAUACCUAUCCGUACUUCUGCACCUCCACUAACCGCCAGUUGCUCGGGGUAACCACGACUGAGGUAAUCGGGCUGAGGCAACCCAGGACGCCCGAAAAAGGGGGUUUGCUAUUAAAAGAGGUGUUACAUGAGUUCUACAAUAUUUAG
Phytomonas sp. EM1 is the source of this 1644-nucleotide messenger RNA. The record is from the annotation of a GenBank genome assembly. NCBI's taxonomy places the organism in Eukaryota, Euglenozoa, Kinetoplastea, Trypanosomatida, Trypanosomatidae.